Molecule: messenger RNA, 1078 nt
Organism: Halichondria panicea
Lineage: Eukaryota; Metazoa; Porifera; Demospongiae; Suberitida; Halichondriidae
Product: peroxisomal 2,4-dienoyl-CoA reductase [(3E)-enoyl-CoA-producing]-like
Exons: 8
Coding region: 96-962 (288 amino acids)
Biological process (GO): fatty acid catabolic process
Cellular component (GO): peroxisome
Molecular function (GO): 2,4-dienoyl-CoA reductase (NADPH) activity
Source: RefSeq, a predicted model, not a curated record
AAAGAGGGGCGUGGCUCGUACAAGGUCAGUACAGUAGCUAGCUAGCAGCCCCAAAAGAACAUUACCUACCUCUAGCUCUACUUCUUCUUCUUGUGAUGGCCCAGAAGGACCCUAAUCACGAUGACUACUGUCUGGAGCAGUACAAGCACCAGUUCCAGGUUGACCUUCUCCAGGGGAGGGUGGCCUUCAUCACUGGUGGGGGGUCUGGGAUAGGAUUCCGUAUGGCCGAGCUCCUCAUGAGACACGGCUGUCAUGUGGCCAUCGGGAGCAGGCGGAGGGACAAGCUCCAGGAGUCUGCUCAGAGGUUGAGUGCAGCCACUGGUAGAGAGUGUCUGCCUAUUCAGAUGGACGUGAGGAAGUAUGACUCUGUGAAGAAUGCUGUGGAGGAAACGUUGCAAAAGUUCAAGCGUAUUGACAUCCUAAUCAACAGCGCUGCUGGGAAUUUCCUCUGUCCAGCUGCUUCUCUCUCCUCCAACGCUUUCAGAACUGUUAUUGAGAUUGACACUGUUGGUUGCUACAAUGCAAGCAGAGCUGUUUACGACGCUUACUUCAAGGAUAAUGGAGGUUGCAUCAUCAAUAUAUCCGCCACCCUUCAUUACCUCGGUCAGCCACUACAGGUGCAUGCUGGUUCAGCCAAGGCAGCCAUUGAUGCCAUGACCCGACACCUGGCUGUGGAGUGGGGGCCUAACAACAUACGAGUCAACUGUAUAGCCCCGGGGCCUAUAGAAGGGACAGUGGGAAUGAGGAAACUGGGUGGGUUAAUGUUGGAGGGCAGUCCAGAGGUCAAGGACAAGAUGAUGUCAUACAUACCCCUCGGGAGAAUGGGGACUCGUACAGAGAUUGCUGAGUCGGCUGUGUUCCUAGCUAGUGACUUGAGCUCUUAUAUAACUGGUGCAGUGUUGGUAGUGGACGGGGGAGCAUGGUUGGGGGGAGGGGGAGGACCCAUGAAGAGUAUGCUGUGACUUUUAUUAUUGUGUUUGUAAAACUAUGUCAAUGUGAUGUAACUGCUUGUUGUGGAACAUUUCUGUGGUUUUGCUAGAUAUAAAUACUAAACUGCAUAAGAAAACUUGCAUAAGAA